Messenger RNA from Oppia nitens, 3056 nucleotides. RefSeq names its product SWI/SNF-related matrix-associated actin-dependent regulator of chromatin subfamily A containing DEAD/H box 1-like. The transcript has 7 exons. Bases 74 to 2950 code for a protein of 958 amino acids. Gene Ontology annotation, cellular component: nucleus. NCBI's taxonomy places the organism in Eukaryota, Metazoa, Arthropoda, Arachnida, Sarcoptiformes, Oppiidae. The record is from RefSeq and is a predicted model, not a curated record. Gene Ontology annotation, molecular function: ATP binding; DNA binding; chromatin binding.
CUCAAUAGUCAGUGUUUUAUACAUUUUUUUGGAUCAAAUUCUUUUCUUUUCUAUAAUUUAUGAAGUGACAAAAAUGUUUCAAAUUGUCAUUCAAAGUGUACUCUUCAGGAAAGGUGUGAACAACACUUCGACGACAACCAAUGAUAACGACGACGAUAUUCAGGUCAUUGAAACUUCGACUGCAGUUAAACAAGAGACCAAAACUGAAGAGGACAUCAUUGAGAUAACGGAAUCACCAGAAGUAGUCCGAAAUCGGAAACAAAUUAAAUGCGAUACAAUUGAAUCGCCAAUUAAUAUACCGAAGAAUCGCGUUAAGAGACGACUCGAUGACAGUGACGACGAGGAGUUGAGUCGUAAACAAAUAAAGACAACGACAACAACCAAUGAUAAGAAUGGAUCCGCAGAUAAACGUAUUGAAGACGACAUCGGAAAAAUGGCUUUUGAAGAAAUGUGCGAAAACACUAUCAAAGAGUUACAGUCAUUGUUUCCAGAGAUUGAUAUCUGCGAAAUACAGGACGCACUCAUCCAAAGUGAUUGGUCAGUCUUUAAUGCGUCCAUACUUUUGGGAAAUCUUUAUGAACCACCUGAACGGGAAACUAAACCMAUUGUCACCGAAACUAAGCCACAGAUCUGUACGAACAACGAAAAGAUGAAGAAUUUGGACGCUUAUCGUAAAUGGCGACCGGGUGUCUCAAAUAGUGGACACAAUGUGGCCUCGGAUGAUGAAGUGACAGCUGAACCGAGUCAUAGUUAUAAUUCUAUUAAAAAUAAUCGACAAAAAUUUGUCAAAAAUUAUAACAAUAAAAAGUUGGAAGUGUUAAGUGAUGACAGCGAUGCAGAUGACGAUGAAGAGGAGUUCACUAAGACAUCUGAGGGUUUUGUUUGCGAAGAUAGCAGUGAUGCCGAUAGUGAUCGAAGUGAUAACGAUUUGCAGCGAAAAUUCAAAGAAAAGAGUUCCAAUAAAUUGUAUAUUAGGACUCAGGACUUAAAGAACAAAGUGGUCGACUUCUUACAGACUUCAUAUACCUUUGAAUUGGAAGUGGUUCCGGGUGUUAGCAAAAAGAAAAUUGAUCUCAUUGUAAAUAUGCGACCAUUUCAUGACUGGAAUGACGCCAUUUGGAAGUUUCGUAACUCCAAUCUAUCCGAAGAAAUUUUGGACAAUUGUGCCGAAGUUAUGCGCGCCAGAGAAGUGGUCAAUAGAUUGAUGAACUCAUGUGAAGAUAUUGCAAAAAAUUUGUCCGAUACUGUAGACCGACUGACCGCUUUGGAUCAGCCAAAAGUGUUGAACAAUGAGAUGAAAUUAUCUCACUAUCAGAUGAUUGGUCUCAAUUGGUUAGCAUUGAUGUACAGGAAAGGUAUUAACAGUAUUUUGGCGGAUGAGAUGGGUUUGGGAAAGACUAUUCAAGUGAUCGCAUUUUUAGCCUAUUUAAGAGAAACCAAGAACUUGACAGGUAUUCAUCUGGUGAUAGUUCCGGCCUCGACAUUAGAGAAUUGGAGUCGUGAAUUCCAGACGUGGUGUCCUGACAUCAAAUUAUUGCUUUAUUAUGGCUCUCAAGAGGAAAGGGCUAUGAUUAGGGAACAGAUUAGUCGUAAAGAAAUUGAUUUUGAUGUCAUUCUUACCACAUAUACUAUCGCCCAAAGUCCUGGUGAUAGGGGUCUGUUCAAGAAAAAUAAGUUUUCUUAUUGUGUCUUUGAUGAGGCACACUAUCUGAAGAACAUUAAGAGUAUUAGAUACGAGUCACUUAUGAAGAUUAAAGCUAAACAUCGACUCUUAUUGACCGGAACUCCAUUACAGAACAAUUUGGUGGAACUCAUGUCGUUAUUGAUCUUUACAAUGCCAAACAUGUUUAAUGGCAAAGUGGAUCAGAUUAAGAAAUUGUUUACUUAUAGCAACAAUGAUUCGAGUGAUCGCAUAAAAUAUAUCAACGAUCGCAUAGAACAGGCAAAGAAAAUAAUGAAACCAUUUGUCUUAAGACGCCUCAAGUCUGAGGUCCUCAAAGAGUUGCCACUAAAGAUAGAUCACGUGUUAAAUGUACCGAUGAGUAUAACUCAAGAACAGAUCUAUCACGAGCUGAUAGAAAACUAUACGCGAGAAAUCAAAUACAGAAAAAUAACAUUUGAAGACAGCGAACAAAAUGAAGACAAUAAUGAAGAGAAGUAUAAGAAGGGCAACGGAAUGUUGAUGAAUCUUCGCAAAGUAGCCAAUCAUCCGCUUCUUAUACGACAUCAUUAUAAUGACAAUAAACUUAAACAAAUGUCACGACUGGUAAUUAAAGAACCGAAAUAUAGAGAUUCAAAUGUCGACUAUGUGUUUGAAGACAUGCAAGUGAUGCACGACUUUGAACUKUACAGACUUUGUAAUGAUUGUGAAUCAUUGAAAACGUUUCGAUUAGAUCACAGUUUUAUUGAAGAUUCGGGUAAAUUCAAAGAGUUGGACAGUUUACUCACCAAAUACAGACUGGAAGGCAAACGAGUUUUAUUGUUCAGUCAGUUUGUCAUUAUGUUGGAUAUAAUUGAAGAGUUCGUUAAAUUGCGAUCUUAUCGAUAUUUAAGACUUGACGGAAGCACUAAAGUGGCCGAUCGGUUGGAUCUGAUAGAUAACUAUAAUAAUGAUUCGGACAUUUUUGUCUUUUUGUUGUCGACACGCGCUGGUGGACUGGGAAUCAAUUUAACGGCAGCCAAUGUUGUCAUCAUUCAUGACAUUGACUUUAAUCCAUAUAAUGACAAACAAGCAGAAGAUAGAUGUCAUCGUAUCGGACAAACACAAGAAGUCACUGUUUAUCGUUUUAUAAGUCAGGGAACAGUUGAAGAGGGAAUACACAAGAUUGCAGAAGAGAAACUCAAAUUAGGAAAUGAUAUAUCGGAAUCAAAUCAAGGCAAAGAUGAUAAAGAAGAAAGAAUUGAUAAGUCAGACGUCAAGACAUUGUUGAGAGCGGCUCUCAAGUUAUGACCAAAUGUUUAUUAAUAUGAGUUAUAAAUACAUAAAUGGAUAGAAAUUAAUUAAUUUAUAAUUGUAAGCACAUUACAGGUAUCUAAUAAAAUAAAAUAAAAUAAUU